AUGGCACCAACCGAUACCAAGAAGGCCGAGCCGGUCAAGCAGGGCCCGCCCAAGCUUUCUGAUUAUAAGGAAAUUCUUGACGAGAGCACAUUCGAACAGAUCCUUGAGAUGGACGAUGACGAGGAGGAUCGCGAUUUCAGCAAGAGCAUUGUGUACGGUUUCUUUGACCAGGCCGAGAAUACCUACAAGAAGAUACAGAAGGAAAUAGAUGACAAGAACCUCGAUGAACUAUCUGCUCUCGGUCACUUCCUCAAGGGCUCAUCGGCCACACUCGGCCUUAUCAAGGUCAAGGACGGCUGUGAGAAGAUCCAACACUUCGGCGCCAACAAGGACGAGACCGGUCUCAUUGACGAACCCGACACCGAGGUCUGUCUCAAGGCUAUCAAAAAGACUCUGGAUGAAGUCAAGGUUGAAUACCGCAAGGUUGAGAAGCUCCUUCGCCGAUACUACGGCGAGGAAGUGAAGGACGAAGAAGAGAAGCCAGAAGAGGAAGUCAAGGAGCAGAAGGAGGAACAGCCCAAGGAAGAGCCCAAGAAGGAGGUCAAGGAGCCCAAGGAGACCAAGGAGCCCACUAAGGAGCCCACUAAGGAGCCCACUAAGGAAGCCUCGAAAUAA
Molecule: messenger RNA, 615 nt
Organism: Penicillium robsamsonii
Lineage: Eukaryota; Fungi; Ascomycota; Eurotiomycetes; Eurotiales; Aspergillaceae
Product: Hpt domain-containing protein
Exons: 3
Coding region: 1-615 (204 amino acids)
Biological process (GO): phosphorylation; phosphorelay signal transduction system
Cellular component (GO): cytoplasm; nucleus
Molecular function (GO): histidine phosphotransfer kinase activity; protein histidine kinase binding
Source: RefSeq, a predicted model, not a curated record